Messenger RNA from Stegodyphus dumicola, 4537 nucleotides. It is a transcript of the gene Cep97, whose product is annotated as centrosomal protein 97kDa. Gene Ontology annotation, molecular function: U2 snRNA binding; protein binding. The record is from RefSeq and is a predicted model, not a curated record. Gene Ontology annotation, cellular component: U2 snRNP. Lineage: Eukaryota; Metazoa; Arthropoda; Arachnida; Araneae; Eresidae. Gene Ontology annotation, biological process: mRNA splicing, via spliceosome.
CUGCAUCUGGAAAUUCAAUUGCUCGCAUGUAUGGAAUUAGUAAAUGUCAUCAUAUAACACACCUCAACUUAUCAAAUAAUAAUAUUAUAUGCAUAGAAGGUUUAAAAGAAAUUCCAAAUUUGACAUUUUUGAAUCUUUCAGUAAAUAAUGUAAAGAGUAUUCAAAAUUUGCAGUUUUCUCAUGCUUUGCUUCAUCUUGACCUGUCAAGAAAUAAUAUUAAUUGUUUAAGUGACAUUUCAGCCUUAGUGAAGCUUAAGACUCUUCAUUUGAAUGGAAACAAAAUAUCCACAUUAAAUCGUGCCUCAUCCUAUCUUCCACCUUGCAUUUGUACUUUGUCCUUAGCUGAUAACUGCAUAGCUGAUUUAAAUGAAAUAUCGUAUUUAGUGAAACUGCAUUGCUUAGAGCAGCUGACUAUUUCAGGGAAUCCAUGUUUAUCUUCUGAAGAAUUAUCUUUACCUGCAUUUGAUUAUCGGCCUUUUAUUAUAAAUUGGUGCUUGGGGCUGCGACUUUUAGAUGGACAUGUUGCCACACAGAAAGAAAGUCUAAAAGCUGAAUGGCUUUAUAGUCAAGGUAAAGGAAGACAUUUUAAACCUGGAGAACAUAUAGAGCUUGUUGAAUAUUUGUGUCAGGUUUGUCCUGUUCCAGCUGAUCAGUCUGCUGAAGAAGAAGAUGAAAAGUUGUCACGUAUUUUACACAUGCAGCGUCAACAUAAAGAGCAGUUUCUAAAUGAAUUGUCUCAGGUUCAUCAUGGUGAUUCUUUAGAAGUAAGUGGAGGUGAAACAAUGACCAGCAUGGCACAAUCAUACCACUUUAAAACUGAUACCAUUACUAAGAGUCAAGAAGCAGAAAUGCCACUGGCUUCAAAUGUUGUACCUUCCAAGAUUAUGUAUGAAUCAGCGCCUGAAGUUUUAUUCCAUUGUAGUUCAUCUUCUGAAGCAGCUCAAAGUGCUCCGUCCUUUCAGUCUGGAAAGUAUCCUCGAUCUGUUUCAAAAUCAGAGAUCCUUCACAGUUCUAUCAAAAGCCCUAUUACUAUUGAACAGGUUUCUGUUGAACUUGAUACAACUAAAAUGAAAAGUCAUGAAACAGCUAAAUCUCCAUACCAACAUUAUGAAGAUCGCCGAGUCCGUCCUUCCAGUUCCAGUGAGAUGAAACCAGCUCAUACACCUAAAGGUACUCUUAUCCGAAAAGUUAGUAAACGAGCAACCUCGCCUUGUACAUCUGCUCCUCCAAGUGGAAGAUCUAAACUUCCUCAUUCUACAUCCUCUAAAAGUAGAAUAUCUCCCUCAAGAAGUUGUAUUCUUACUGCCAGAUUGUCUGCCGCUGCAAAAAACAGUAGUGAAAGUGAUACGUCUGAAGAGUUAACACACACGAGUCGAACACCUCAACGGUCAUUGCGAUCACUUAGUAAUGAUUCCCAGUCUGGGAACAAUUCUCCGAUAUUGCAGCAAAAAUAUUCUGUUCCUUUGAGUCCUACCAAAAGAGCUUUUGGAUUGAGCCCUCGGAAACACGAGGAUCAGAUGUCGGAAGAUUCUAAAAUUGCACAUGGUUUUCCUCCACCAAUUAUAAAAUCCAAAACGAUGACAGAAAUAUAUGGAAAGAGUGAAGAGGACAUAGCAAAAGCUGCUACCAAGAUCCAGUCUGUGUGGAGGGGUUAUUUUGUAAGAAAUCACAAUCAGCAUGUAUUCAAACUUUUACAGGAAAUUCGUUUUAGAAGACUUGAGAAUCAUAUUCAACAUCUACAUGGUCAUUUGUGUCGAUUAACAGACUUUGUUUUGAGACAACAGCAGGACUUGCAGCAUGAAAGGGAAUUAAGAAAAAUACAAGCUGAAGAUAUUAGACAUUUGCAUGAAAAGGCCAGAGAUCUGCAGAGAAGUGUUUCUGUUGCUUUAUCAAAAGCUAAAACCAGUGUUUUCCAGAAUUUAUCUGAGCAUGAGAUGUCAGGAAAAGAUUCAUCAAGGGAUAAUGCAUCACUGUCAGAAUCAAAAUUGGAAAAACUUUUACCUGGUCAAAGCCCUGAAGCCCUAAAUUUAGCUCUGAGAUAUUCUACUCAAGCUUAUCAAGAAAAUUCUGGUUUGUAUUCUCCAUCUUCCCAAACAUCAUCUGUUACAUCAUCUGUUCCUGACACCACAUUUAACAGGCCAAAAUCCCGCAGAGAUUUGCAGCCUUCAGCUUCUGAUGUAUCUGACGCUGAUUCAGGUUUACAAAGUAUGAUAAGCCCUAAUAUUGCAACCUUGGAAGCUGAGAAAAAUGCUUUAACUACUGAAACUGACCACACUUUGCUUAAUGGAUAUGGGAAUGAUGCAAAUUCUUUUUCUUGUUUCAAAGGGGAUUCUGGAGAGUGUGCCAGCUUUAAAAUAGUUAACAAAUAUGGCAAUUUACAGUCUGAAAGGGAUUCUCAUUUUGAUGAUACUGUGGCUUUGCAUGCGAAGUUAAAUGUGCAUCAGACAAAAAACAUAGCUUCUGUUAGGCAUUACACACCUAUGGCAGCAAUUUUCAAUUCAUCAGAAGAUAAUUAUUGUUUAUUACCUAAUCACCAUCAAAAUAUUGGUCAUGUCCAUGUAGGUAAAAGUGCUAUGCAUCCUUAUAAAACGAAUUACUUUGAAUAUUCAAAUAGUUCGGUAGAAAAUUCUCCUUGUUCGGCAUUUGCACCUCUACCCUCUGAGGAUGGUGUAAGUCCACUCUUAAGAACUAAUAGUGAGCCGUAUGUUUAUUCUAGACAACAUAUUCAGUCUAAUGUCAUGACUAGUCAACAUGCAAAAUUGGAAGACAAAAAGAGAAAGAAUAUUGAUACAAGUAAUGCAAGCUCUACCGAUUCAUUGUUAGAGAAAGAUCAUCCAUGUAUUGAACCUAUUCAAGAUUGUUGUUCGAAAGCAUGCAUUUCACAUCAGAUUAGGGACAAGACUCAUAUGCAUCAAGCACGGUGUUCUAAAUCCUGCUCUCCAAAUUUUUGCAGGCAUUUUGGAAAAGAUCGGUCAUCUGAAAUUAAUGAAUCUAAUUGCUGUUUUAAAAAUUGUUCGGUAAUACCUAAAGGAUUAAAUCAGAUUACCCAGAGUAAAGUUACAUCUCCCCUGGAUGAGAAAGAUUCUCCUCAAUCACCAUGCACUGUUGAAAUGAGUGGAAGGAUUUCUCAUUCUUGUUCAUUCCAGUCUGAUGGCUUUACUACUGCUGAAGAGUUGUCAGCAACUGCUACUGUGAAACUGUUUUCAACUAGAGCUGUUAGUAUGACUUGUACUAAUGGAGCAAUAAGCCCACAGACUAGCUCCCAAAGACCAUUAUCCUUGAAUGAUGCUUCACCUCAAACAAAUCUUAGGUCUCCUUUGGUGUUAGCUGCCAGUGUAUGGGAAAAGAAGGUUCAAGACAUAGAAUCUACAUUCCAUCAACUACAGACUCAGAUACGAGAUUUAGAAGGUGCAUUUGGACAGAUUGGACAAUUUGGACAAUUUUUCUAUCCUGGCAUACUGCAAGAAGAUUCAAAGGAACCUAGACCUGCUCUUCAUUGUGCUGAGCCACCAUCAGGAGCCCUUGUUCUAGACAUGCCAAAAAUCAAUUUCAAACGUACGGAUAGUAGUAAUAAUGAUCUCCUGUUCCAGACACGUUUUUCUGGUAGUGUACCUUUUCUUUCUCACUCUUCUCUGUCUCACAAUCAACAAGUUUCUGGUCAGCAUCUUAAUGAUUGUCGUGUUGAAGAAUUGGAUCAGGACAUUCAACCCGUAACAGAAGAAAUUAAGGAUGCUCCAAAACCAUCUGUGAAUAAUGAAAGCAGUAAAAUGAGCAGCUAGGUAGUGUCUCUUGAAUCUCAUAUUUUCAUAUAUUUAUAUAUUUUGAAACAUUGCUGUGAUCAGCCAUAAAAAAUUAGCUAUUUACUAUUAAAAUCAAAAGGACUUUAGUUUGUACAUAAACUGUUAAUGCUUCAUAGAAUUGAUGCAAUAGCUUUAAACAAUUAGUGUAAAAUUAUUGCAAGUUUUGAGGGUAAAUUGAUGUUUUAAAAUAAUAGUUUGGUUUUCUAAGAAAUAUGAUUUUUUAGUUAAAUGUAGGUUUUGUUUCAGUUAGAAUCAAAUGUUAUUUAAAAUCUGAUAUGAUACAAAAAUAUAUUCAGUAAUUUCAUAAUUAAAUGUUUUGAUUGAAGUUAUUGAAAUUUUGAGAUGAAUCUAGUCAAAUGUUUUCAUCAUUCCUUGUUUUUGUUUUAUAUUUAAGGCUUUAUUUUACAAAGUUUUUAAUGUUUUUUAUUUACAAAAUAUAUACAUGAAAAUGUUAUACCAAAGAAAGAUUUGUACAGUGUAAUAUACUCACUGUUGUAUACUUAUCGAUUUUAUAUUCAUUGUAAAAGUAUAUAAUUUUUUGGGCAUUUUUUAAGAGAGCAAGCAUUCAUUUGAAUUCAUGAUUUAUUUCAUACAACAAAAAUUAUAGCCAAACAUAUUAUUGGCAUGACCUAUUUGCCACUUUGAGAAAACUGCCUGAAUAACAUACAGUUUUAAGUAUCUUGUAAGAAAAAAAUAUCUGUAACUGAAAGAUGAAUAAAUAAAUAGUACUGCAUCAU